GUGAAGUCAAUUGUCAAAAAAAGAUCAAAACAUUGCGAUGUCGUCGGCGAAAGUGAAAAUGGGAAAAUCCUUAAAGGAAGAUCGAGAUGUAGAAACAAGUGACGACUCAGAUGAUUCCGAAGCUGAUGAGCAAAGUAAUGAAGAGCAAAAUCAAGAAAGCUCCGACGAUACGGAAAGGAACGAAAUUCGAAGUGAUCUCAGCACUAUGUCCUUUGUCCAGCUUAUGAAGCUGAAAGAAGAGCUUGGAACAAAAGUUUACAACGAAGCAAUCUUCGGAAAAGGCUCCAAAUCAUCAUCGCGUGAGAAAACCAAAACUGAUUUCAAGCGAGCCAACAAGAACCGUCCCCGAGAAAUGAGCUCCAAACGUCCCGUGCCCUUCCUUGGAGGGGAAGAAAGACAACGAGCGGAGCAAACAAGUUCCCGUGAUCCGCGUUUCGACGAGAAUUGCGGCGAAUACGAUAGUAAAAUAUUCAAAACCAACUAUGAGUUUGUGAACGACAUUCGCGAGAAGGAAGUGCACAGUUUGAAAAAGAAGAUGAGGAAGGUGGAGGAUGAGGAGAAGAGGAAGGAAAUGAAGCUUGUCAUGCAAAGAUUACAGAACCAAAUGCGAGAGGAGAAGAAACGAAAGAUACGAGAGGAAGUACUGAAGGAGGAAAAGGAAGAAAUCAAGAAAGCAAAGGAGGAGGGCCGCACUCCAUGGUACAAGACGAAGAAGGAGCGGCAGCUGACAGAGCUGGUAAAACAAUACGAGGACCUGAAGAAAUCCGGCAGAUUGGUGAAACAUCUGGAGAAAAGGAGGAAAAAGAAUGCCUCCAAGGACCGGAAGAAAUUCAAGUCCGGGAUCUAACGAUUCUUUUCAUUUUAUAUUUAAGUCUAAUAAAACCUAUUCUAUCCAAA
Messenger RNA from Hermetia illucens (black soldier fly), 897 nucleotides. RefSeq names its product ribosomal RNA processing protein 36 homolog. NCBI's taxonomy places the organism in Eukaryota, Metazoa, Arthropoda, Insecta, Diptera, Stratiomyidae. Bases 38 to 847 code for a protein of 269 amino acids. The record is from RefSeq and is a predicted model, not a curated record. Gene Ontology annotation, biological process: maturation of SSU-rRNA from tricistronic rRNA transcript (SSU-rRNA, 5.8S rRNA, LSU-rRNA). Gene Ontology annotation, cellular component: 90S preribosome; nucleolus. The transcript is spliced from 3 exons.